AUGCAAAAAACGCAUCUUCGCACGGGCACCCCGUGCAUUGGCCAAUUAUUGCUCGCUGUUGUGUCCGUUGCGACACACGUUGAGUUCGAUUUUAUUAGUACAACAGAAAAUAUCAAACUGGCAGUUGCGGAGCUCCAAGUCUAUGAUUCUUCGGUUGGUGCUGACCGGGGUACCACGGUCAACACGGUCCGUUCGGCGUUCCAAUUCCACGUUUCUCGAGCCGCUGACGAAGCUGCUGUUGGGAAGACGUCGAUCCUUGUCGGCCGCACAAUCCUGUCGAUCGUCGAUACACUGCCCUAA
Gongylonema pulchrum is the source of this 300-nucleotide messenger RNA. NCBI's taxonomy places the organism in Eukaryota, Metazoa, Nematoda, Chromadorea, Rhabditida, Gongylonematidae. The record is from the annotation of a GenBank genome assembly.